Molecule: messenger RNA, 2288 nt
Organism: Toxorhynchites rutilus septentrionalis
Lineage: Eukaryota; Metazoa; Arthropoda; Insecta; Diptera; Culicidae
Product: flap endonuclease GEN-like
Exons: 4
Coding region: 18-2093 (691 amino acids)
Molecular function (GO): 5'-flap endonuclease activity; four-way junction DNA binding
Source: RefSeq, a predicted model, not a curated record
UGAAAAGUUUAGAUAAAAUGGGUAUCAAACAUCUAUGGGAUUUACUCACACCCCACUGCGAGCGAAAACCUCUGUUUGUGUUACACGACAAAACUGUUGCAGUCGAUUUGUCGGGAUGGAUUUGUGAAAGUCUGAAUGUAGUGGAUUAUUCUGUCCAUCCACGGUUUUAUUUACGUAACCUGUUCUUUCGAACGUGCUAUUUACUACAAGUUGGGAUAGUUCCCAUAUUUGUUCUCGAAGGGGCUGCACCACCCAUCAAAUAUGACAUACUCGUCAAAAGAAAUCAUGUCCAAUUCCGUGGGGCUCGCCCAAGAAGAACAACUUCCGGUGCAUCCGAACAGCAUCGUAAUCGUUUCCAGCAUGUCAUGAAACAGUGUGAAGAGCUGCUGGGUACGAUGGGUCUCACUUGCGUCCAGGCACCAGGAGAGGCUGAAGCGCUGUGCGCUUAUCUCAACAGAGAGAAUCUUGUUUACGGUGUGGUAAGUCAAGAUUCGGACUGCUUUGCGUAUGGUGCAGUUAAGGUAUUCCGGAAUUUCUCCGCCACCCAAAGAGGAGGCUCAGUCGAUAUAUAUGAUAUGGAGAGGAUUCGAAAUGUGAUAGAUUUGGGCCAGCCAAAAAUAAUUGCUAUGGGUUUACUUUUGGGGUGUGAUUACUGUCCAGGUGUCUCUGGCGUUGGUCCAGGGGCUGUUCAAAAGUUGCUCGCUCGUUAUGAUAAUAACGAAAUACUGGAAAAAUUGAGAUCAUGGGGAAAACCGUCGAAACGUUUAAUAAACUUAGAAGCAAUAAUGAGAGAAGAGAACACAUGCGCGGAUUGUGGUCACCGCGGAAAGUCUGCUGCCCACCGACGGAGUGGCUGUCCAGAUUGCAAGACCAAAACUGGCUGCGAUAAAUCGAAAUGGGCAAACGAACGUCUUCAGAUUAGAGCAGAAAUGGAAAUAAAACGGAAAUCAUGGCUAACCCCAAACUUUCCUUCGGAAGCGAUUAUAGAUGAAUUCAUGGUUCGCCCGCGCAAGCUUCCGCCGUUGGAUCUUGGAUGGAAGCAACCAAAUAUGGUUAAAUUCAUACAAAAAAUGAGAGAUUUGCUUCAAUGGAAUGAAAUACAUUGCUUCCGAAAGCUGCUUCCUUUGUUUACGAGAUGGCAACUGGUAACUCUGAGUCAGAAAUCAGCUGGGAAACUUAGUGUCAUGCUCGUGCCGAGUUACAUAAAGAAGAAACGCUUCCCCAAAGGAGUCGCCAGCUAUGAAAUCGUUUGGAGUGACGAGGCAUUCUUAUUUGCGGGAUUAGUUCGAGAUGGACAGAUUGCAACAUUCUUGGGUGUGUCGGGAAAUACGAUGGAUACGCUGUGGAGCACGAUCGAGCCAAAGGAUCUCGUCGAACUGGUUUAUCCGACAUUGGUUGAGUCGUUUUUAGCAUCGGAAAGUAAACCUAAAAAGAAAACGACAAACGACAAAAAAGCACAGGAAAUCAGUGGGUCCAAACAAACCAGCAGUUUAGAUCAACCCACAUUAUGGGAAUGCAUGAGGGCGGAUGAAUUCGAGGAUGUCGACCGUACAGAUUGCGUAAAUGGGUCAUCAGCGGCAGCCACAUGUUCGGGAAGAACAGAUGAAAAUGAUGACUUGAAUAUGACGCUCAUUCUUGAACGAAUAGCGAAUGAGAAUCCGGAUGAUGAUUCAGACUCAUGUCUAUCCGAUGUUAUUGACCGCGUGUGUGACCCUAACUAUGGGAAGUGCUCUUCAGGAAACGACAUUGUACAGCCCCGCUUUGGAGUAGAGGAACUACUAGCCAUGAGUGUCAGAAUUGACGAAAUGGAAAACAUCGCGGAGUCGAAUGCAAAUGUGGAAAGAAGACUUUUACUGAAGAAAGACAUUAAUAUUCAUGCAACAGACGUUUGCAAUAUCUCAUUGCUAAAUGGGUCUCAUUGGCUAAGGGAGGAAAGCCUCUUUUUCGAACCACUCGAAGUUCCACCACCGGAAUUACAGGAUAGUUUCGACGAGAUGGAUAUGUUUGAGUGCUCGUUUAUGCUUAAAGAUCAAGUGGUAGUGCCAAUGUCAGAUCGAAUGAAUCAAACAAUAGUGUUUGACAUAGAUUUUUGAGCCGUUAAAUGUAUCUUUAUUUUUGUACUCGUUGUUUCGUAAAGACGCGUCCACAUCACGUCAAUCGGCCUUGGCCGCCCGUUAAAGCCGACUAAAUGUGGACGUACCGCUCGGGUUUGCCGAUAUGCCGAAAAGCGAUUCACGGUUGGUUCUAUCUAAAAAUAACCUGUAUUUCCUAAAUUUUGAACCGAUAUG